Molecule: messenger RNA, 1671 nt
Organism: Daldinia loculata
Lineage: Eukaryota; Fungi; Ascomycota; Sordariomycetes; Xylariales; Hypoxylaceae
Exons: 1
Coding region: 620-1435 (271 amino acids)
Source: RefSeq, a predicted model, not a curated record
CCUGCAUCGAUGCUGUGCCUCACUACCGCCUGCAGAAUUGCUCUCCACACGGAUUUUACUCAUAUUAUUACAGUCAUGACGCUAUGACUACCUUACAUGUAAGCUCUAUACAUGUGAGCUAUCAAGCAAACACUAGGUAUAAUUCCGUGCCUUACAAGUGUCCACAUCGCCGCUUUUGCUCCUAACCAUCGCCGAGAAGUGCCGUUAAGAGCCGGCAGUUGGCAAAUGAUUCAUCGGGAGAUCAACAUUUUAGCGUGAUGGCACAGUUAACAGCAGAUAUGGGGUCAUAUGAUUCAUCAAGCAUGCAGUAAAGCAGGGAGACCGGUAUACCGUGAUAAGACCAUGGUUCCGUGCUGCAUGUUGGCGGACUGGAAAGUCGCCCUCGACCAACAUCACAGAGGAUCUUCCCCCUUCUCCCUUCAUGAGGACUACGGAGAAUGGAGAAUAAGACCAUACCCAACUCUGACUCUGAAGCACUUGACAAAUCAGAGGCCCCUUCGAUUCAUCCAGACGCUUUAUACGCUAACUAUGUCAGCUCUACCUAGCCACAUCUCCUUUUCUCAAUAAUCUCCAUUCUACUGGGAAAUAUUCGUGCGGCGAAAGGCUCACAUCCUCCUAAAUGGCGAGCACAGUCAACAAGCCGAGCGGCAUGCCAGCCAGAAACCAGAGCACGUCGCACGUACAAGACAAAGACCAAUAUGAAGGUCUCCUAAGUGAGAGCGAUACACAGUCGCUGGAUCGCGAAGACCUCCGCGCCUACUCCAAGAGGCGCCGGCCCUGGAGCUCCCCUUUCUUCUAUAUCCCUACAAUAUUAUCAAUCUUCCUCGGGAUGGCCCUCGUCGCUGUAUGUUCUACCAACGCGGCGCGACUGGACUCUAUCAUCAGCCAAAUACAAGAAAAAGUCUCAAGCCUCGAGACUGCUUCAGCAUUAACUCCCGCGGCACAAGUGAAACCAUCCAAGCCGACAGGUGAAGAGUUUGGCCACUGCGGCCACUCCAUCAAAGAAGCCGAGUCACUCGGCUGCAUUUUCGACCCUAUGUCCUGGGCGUGGCAAAAACCCGAGUGCUACAACGCCGAACUCAUAAACGACUUCUUGGGCAUCUUCGAAUGGCACUUCUUCCCCAACAACGAGACUCGGCCGGAGGAGGAGCUAUCGUGGGACACUUGGGUGCGCGGCCAAUAUAACGGUGCUUGGGGCUCUUGGGCAUGGCACAUGUACCAUUGUUCGUACUCGUGGCGCAAAUUUGAUGCCGCUUUCCACGCCCAGAAGCCAUUGGACGACGAUAUCCUCGAUCCUGAACAUACUAAGCACUGCUCAAUCGAGAUCAUCUUGCGGGACACAGACCCGGGGCUUCAUGCGCCUUGUCUUUCGAACCCUGAGGCUUGCGAAAUUACGCAGAUGUGGAUGAAGUUUAAUAAAUGCGGCUAUUACUGAAGAAUAUUAUCGUUAGUGGUCGAUGUCUAGGUAUAACUGAGAGCAUUGUAUUUGGCGAAGUUAGCUUAGUGAAUUCACAGCCUCAUGAAGAUGCUACAUAGCCUUGCCAUGUCGAGUUCCCCUAUGCUGUAUAUAAUAAUAAAAUCGAUCAUUUUUAGCAAUUGUUUUGUGCUACUGUGGUUUUGGAAACUAUAGGUUUGUUGAUCUUCAUGUGCCCAAAUAGGUAAACUCUGUAC